Molecule: messenger RNA, 2867 nt
Organism: Linum tenue
Lineage: Eukaryota; Viridiplantae; Streptophyta; Magnoliopsida; Malpighiales; Linaceae
Source: the annotation of a GenBank genome assembly
CCUUUCAUUUCCACCCGGCCUAGAUUCUUCCACUCCUUUAUUCAUCACGAGCUGAAUCUAUAAUCCGCAGCCGAGUCGUGAAGAGCUUGUGAUUCAUUUGAUCGACCAUGAACGGCGGCGAGAGGCGGAAGGAGGCGGCGGCGGCGGCGGAGGAGGAGAGAGAAGAGGAAGGAAAUGAGGAGUUCGAAGUGCAGGAUGUGAGGGAGAGAUUGAGGUCGUCGAUGGGGAGCAGAUUCAAUCUGAUCGAAAGGCAGUUCGGUUUGAGCAGGAACGCUGGCGGCGGCGGAGGAUCCAGCACGAGUAAGUUCAGCCGUCAAUCUCUCAUCGAUGGAUUCCAUUACGUCUCCAAAGGUCUCGUCAUUCAUCCCGAUAACAGAUGGUAUCGUGCAUGGUCCAAGUUCAUUCUGCUAUGGGCAGUCUACUCAUCAUUCUUCACGCCCAUGGAGUUCGGUUUCUUCAGGGGGUUACCUGAGAACCUCUUCAUUUUGGACAUUGUUGGGCAGAUUGCUUUCCUUCUGGACAUUGCUCUGCAGUUCUUUAUUUCCUACAGAGACCCACAAACUUAUCGCAUGGUCUACAAGCGCACACCAAUUGCUCUUCGGUAUUUAAAGUCUCAUUUUAUCGUUGAUUUGCUCUGUUGCAUGCCUUGGGAUAUCAUCUACAAGGCUUCUGGACGUAAGGAAGAAGUGAGGUAUCUAUUGUGGUUAAGGUUAUGGCGGGUGAGGAGAGUUACAGAGUUUUUCCAUAAGAUGGAGAAAGACAUAAGGAUUAAUUAUCUCUUCACUAGAAUUAUAAAGCUCAUUGCAGUGGAACUCUACUGUACACACACAGCGGCAUGCAUAUUUUACUAUUUGGCCACUACUCUACCAGCUUCCAAAGAAGGUUACACAUGGAUUGGAAGUCUGAAGAUGGGUGAUUACAGUUACGCACAUUUCAGAGAUAUUGAUAUCUGGAAACGAUACACAACAUCUUUAUAUUUUGCCAUUAUUACUAUGGCUACAGUUGGGUAUGGCGAUAUCCAUGCUGUCAAUCUAAGGGAGAUGAUAUUCGUCAUGAUCUACGUAUCAUUUGACAUGAUUCUCGGAGCUUACUUGAUUGGUAACAUGACCGCAUUAAUCGUGAAAGGAUCCAAGACAGAGAAGUACAGGGACAAAAUGACAGACCUGAUCAAGUAUAUGAACAGGAAUCAACUUGGAAGGGACAUCCGUAACCAGAUCAAAGGCCAUUUGAGGUUGCAGUAUGAGCGUAGUUACACUGAGGCCUCUGUUCUUCGGGACAUUCCAAUUUCAAUUCGUGCUAAGAUCUCAGAAACUUUGUACCUUCCCAUCAUUGAAAAAGUUGGCCUGUUUAAUGGGUGCUCUACGGAAUUUAUCAAUCAGAUUGCUGUUAGACUCCAUGAAGAGUUUUUUCUUCCAGGAGAAGUAAUAUUGGAACAAGGAAGUGUUGUAGACCAGCUAUACUUUGUUUGCCAGGGCGCUCUGGAGGAAGUUGGCAUGGGAGAAGAUGGAUCAGAAGAAACAAUUUCACUUCUACAACCAAACAGCUCUUUUGGAGAAAUCUCGAUCAUUUGCAACAUUCCUCAACCUUACACAGUUCGAGUCUGUGAGCUAUGCAGGCUCCUGCGACUAGACAAACAGUCCUUCUCAGACAUACUUGAGAUAUUCUUCUACGAUGGGCGCAAGAUUUUGAACAACCUCCUAGAGGCACAAGAAACAACUCUGCGAGAGAAGAACCUUGAAUCAGACAUCACAUUCCACAUAGGAAAGCAAGAAGCUGAGCUUGCUUUGAGAGUGAACAGUGCUGCUUUCCAUGGGGAUCUCUUCCAGCUGAAGGGCUUCAUUAGAGCUGGAGCUGAUCCCAACAGAACUGAUUAUGAUGGCAGAGCACCAUUGCAUCUUGCAGCAUCGAGGGGUUAUGAAGACAUGGCUAGCUUCCUCAUAGGGAAGGGAGUUGAUGUCAACAUGAAAGAUAAAUUCGGGAACACGCCAUUGAUGGAAGCUAUCAAAAGCGGUCACGAUCGAGUUGCGUCGUUACUUGUCGAGAAAGGUGCCUCCUUGAACAUAGACGAUGCAGGUAGCUUCCUGUGCACGUCAGUUGCAAGAGGAGACUCUGAUUUUCUCAAGAGGAUUUUAGCCUACGGGAUUGAUCCAAACUCAAAGGACUACGAUCACCGGACUCCACUUCAUGUAGCUGCCUCCGAAGGGCUCUACUUGAUGGCCAAAUUGCUGGUAGAAGCUGGAGCCAGUGUCUUUACAAAGGACAGGUGGGGAAACACGCCAUUGGAUGAAGGCCGGAAGUGUGGGAAUAAGAACUUGAUCAACCUUUUGGAUGGUGCUAAGACUGCACAGUUGGCAGAAAUGGCUGAUAGCUCUCAAGGAACCAGAGCAGAAACACAUCACUCGAGAAAAUGCACGGUGUUCCCAUUCCAUCCCUGGUGUCCAGUGGAGGAGAGAAAGAGAGUUGGGAUACUGUUAUGGGUGCCAAACUCCAUUGAAGAGCUCAUAAAAUCUGCAGCCGAGCAGCUGGAGUUUCAGAGCGUGGAGGAUUCGGAUUUGGAUUCCACUACUACUUGUAUUGUGACGGAAGAUGGAGGCCGAGUUGUGGAUGCAAAUAUGAUUGAUGAUGCCCAGAAAUUGUAUCUAAUCGAUCAAACACAUUAAAAGACUCCGAGAAUGAGACAAUAAAUUUUGGGUGUAUACCUAAAUGUCAUCUCCACUAUGUAUGUUCCGUUGGCGCUUCUUUAACGUCAUAAGUUAGAGGGUUAGAUGGGUGAUGGAGUAUCUUAGGUUUUGUACAUAAUUGUUGUAAAUAGUUCUUGAGUGGAAUAAGAUUGGGAUGUGUUUUUUUUUAUUCGCUUGCAAUUUUCU